GACUCCUAAUGUCCGCAGGCGUAGCAAGAAUCAGGGUUCAGUAAGGGAAAAAUGGCGCACCAGUUUGAGGCAAAUACCGAGGGCGCAGUCCUCCAGGAAAGCCAAGAAAUUGAGCGGAAGGGCACAUCCACAACAAAAAAGUUCUGGCUUCGGCCCAGUGAAGACAUAGAACCAGAAGGAUUACUUCCAGAUCAUGACUUAAUGAAGCGCUUCCAAAUAGCGUUGAAGAAUCACCUCCAGCGACAAAAUGAACGCUUGUCGGAAGAAGUUUUAGAACUGGAUGGAGGCAUCAGGAAGAAAAACAAGGAGCAUAUAGACUUGGAAGAGACUCUCCGUACAAUGCAGCAGGAGGUAACAAAACAGAAGGAUCAGCUACUUAAUUAUCAUGAAUCACUAUCACAAACCAAAAAGAUGAGAGAUGACAUGGAACAAAAGGUGCAGAAUUCAAAAUCGCAUCAUUUAAUUGAUUCUGACAAGCUAAGAAAGCAACAGAAAAAAGAAGAAGAACUCAGUGCAGAUUUAAGAAAAAUUUUAUUGGUAAAGAAGCAGUUUGUUGACUGGGAAGCAGAGAUGGAGUCAGAACUUGCUGUUUCUCAGAGGAUAUCAGAAAAAAUGAAACUUGAUAAGAAACAGCUUGCAGAAGAGAAAAAGAAGCAGGAUCUGUUUCUGUUAAAGUUAACAAAUGAAGUUGCCAAUUUAGAAACACAGAUCACAACUCUAGAAGGGCAGUUGAAAGUGAAAGAAGAAGAACGCCUAAUCAUCAGUCAAACCCUGGCUGAUGCUAAUGUUGAUCUUGAAGCACUAAAUAAAGAGCAACAACGAUUACUGCAAGCAUGGAAUGGUGUGGUUAUUAGCAUGCAGCAAAGAGACAAAGCAUAUGCUGCUGUGAUGGAUGAGAAAAAAAAUCUUCAUGAGAAGUUUCUAACUCUGAAUCAAGAAAUUGAAAGCUAUAAAAAGUCAGCUAAUGAUGAGAUGCUGAAGAAUGAGAAACUCACAGGAAUGCUUCAGAAAUUACAGAUGGAUUUAGCAAAUGUAGAGAAGCAGAUCUCAGUGAACAAUGAUAAGAGGAUUCUUAUUGAGACACAAUUGUCAUCAAAUAUGGCAAUGCUUGAAGAAACAGAAAAAUCUCUUGAAACAGCUGUCAAUGAGGGAAAGAAGCACAGCAAUGAGAUAUCUGCCUUGCAUCGUGAACUUGAAAAAUUGUUAACAGAGAGAACUCAAUUAGAGGACAAAAUUUUAGAAGUAAUGCAAGAGCAAGUGACCCAGGACAAGUCAGCAAAGUAUUUGAAUGCAUCACUGCGGCAGCUGCAUGAAAAGACGAGGAGUCAGGAACUUGCUCUAAUGGAAACAGAAAAUCAACUGACACAAGCAGAACUGGAAGUAGAGCAGCAAAAUAGUGAACUUCUACAUGGUGUUCAGCUUCUUGAAGAGGCCAAUCAUGAGUUGCAACAAGAAGAGGAUGAGUGCCAGCAUGCAGCCAAUAGCCUCACACAGUUCAAAUCCAGUAUCAGCAAGCGACAGGCAACUGUUGAUCUUCUCAACAAGCAACUAGAGGAACUAGUUGCCAAGACUGGGGGUCAAGAGGUAACACCAUAUCAGUUAAAAAUGAUGUCACUUCAGACAGCUAUUGAUGAAACAGAACAGAAGUCUGAGCAUUUGCAGCAAGUGUGGAUAAGACAGCAGAACAGAGUUGUGAGUUUGUCAAAGAAAAGAAAUGAGCAGCAACAUCAGCUGAAUAUAUUACAGAAGCAGGUGUCAAUUUUAGAUCAGAAGAACAUGACUAUAGAAGAGGAAAUGGAUGAUUACAACAAAAAAGAAAGAGAUGUUUGUCAUUGUAUCAGAGACCUUCUAAAUAAGUUAGACAAGCUGAAUGAGAAAUUGUGCGAACAUAAAGAAUACAAAGAAGCUCUUGACAAGCACAAUAUUAUAACACAGACAGACUACCUCAACAGCCUCAAGGAUGCAGAAACAUACUCACUACAGCUGGAGGCAGAGAUUUCUGAUUUAGUGAAAGAAAAAGCAGGUCUUGCAGAAAUGUUGUUGGACAAUCAAAGAGAGAAUCUUGCAUGGGAGAAGAAGGUGCAGAUGGCCUUAGAGACAAAACACAACAUUCGAAUGGAGAAGGGAACAGAGGGGGAAAUUGGAGCAAUGAAGAAUGAGAUACACAGAAUGCAGGUACGGUACACACAGCUGUGUCAUGCUCAAGAGAAGCUUGUACAGGAUCUUGAACACUGUGUGACCCGAAGAGAAGCUAUAGUAAAUGGAGCAAUUGCAAAAGAGAAGAGAAGUACUAGGGCUAUACACAAUACAAAAGUCAGUUUUCAGAAGAAGCUGGAUGACUUGCGAAGUAAAAUAAAACAAAAGGAUUCAGAAACACGACAUGCUGAACGUACUGUCAUAGAAAGAAAGAAACGACAUGAGGAUGUUCUCCAAAGGCUGACAGAGAAGCAAGCACAAUUAAAGCAGUUGGAGGAGGUGACCCAGCAAAUUGACAAACAGCUGCAGGAUGGUCAACUACAAAAGCAUCAGAAUCUGGAAUUGUUGGUGCGACGGCAGAGGAAGGCCAAAAUGUUUGGUGAUGUCAAGGCUGGUAAACAUCGCCUACUAUAUCGCACAGAACAUGCUUUGGAUGCAGAGACACAAAGGCAAAAAUCUAUAAAUACAGAUCUCAUAUCUGUUGUUGAAUCACUGCUAUCAGACUUUCCUGCUCUUCAUUAUGAUCUCACCAAAGUACUUAAUACACUUAGGUUACAGUCCUAAAACUUGUGCUGCAAGAUCAAGCUUUGUGAACUUUUUUAUAGGAAAGGACAGCAUCACAUUACAUUAGGGUCAUUAACUGCUAGUGAUUAAAAAUAUUAGCAAAAAACUUUAUUUAGCUUUGCAAAAUAAUCAAAUGUUUUCAGUUCUAAAAGAUUCACACCAUAAUGAAUGCCCAACUUUGCUUCAGAUCUUCCACUUUACGACAAAAUACUUCCUCUUCCCUGAAACAGGCAAGUAAUGUAAGAGUAUUAACAAGGCUGCAUUAGUAUCAUAAUGUAUAAUAGAUAGAAAGUAGGAUUGUUUCAAGCUUUAUUGGGAUACACGAAUAAAUUCACAGUGAAUCACUUUAACAUCAUAUACAAAGGUCCCUUAAGACAUUAUAGAUUUUCUACUCACCAACACGAAGAAGUGUAAUGUUAUUAAGCAAUAUAUGAGUGCCCAAAGUUAAAACUUCACUUAAAUUUGUACAUCUUUGUUGAUUCACAUAGAAACCACCUGCUGAUAUAAUU
This is a messenger RNA of Schistocerca americana (American grasshopper), 3269 nucleotides long. It is a transcript of the gene l(2)41Ab, whose product is annotated as coiled-coil domain-containing protein 40. Lineage: Eukaryota; Metazoa; Arthropoda; Insecta; Orthoptera; Acrididae. The record is from RefSeq and is a predicted model, not a curated record. Gene Ontology annotation, cellular component: cytoplasm. The coding region runs from base 52 to 2760 and encodes 902 amino acids. Gene Ontology annotation, biological process: axoneme assembly. The transcript has 14 exons.